GAGCACUUGACAGCAGCGGGAGGGGGAGAGGGAGGGAAGGGAGGGAGGGGGGGGGAAGGGGAGGGGCCUCGCCGAGCCCAGAAAAACGACAACGCGAGAAAAAUUAGUAUUUUUGCACUUCACAAAUUAAUGACCAUGAGUUCGUUUUUGAUAAACUCCAACUACAUCGAGCCCAAAUUCCCUCCCUGCGAGGAAUACACGCAGCACAGCGGCAGCGCCGGCAGCUCCGCCAGCUACCACCCGCACCACUCGCACCCGCACGCCCCGCCGCCGCCGCCGCCGCCGCCGCCGCACCUGCACGCCGCGCACCCGGGCCCGGCGCUGCCCGAGUACUUCCCGCGGCCGCGCCGGGAACCGGGCUACCAGGCUCCCGCAGCGCCGCCGGGGCCGCCGGGGCCGCCUCCCGAGGCUCUCUACCCCGCGCAAGCACCCUCCUACCCCCAGGCUCCCUACAGCUACAGCAGCGCCGGCAGCGCCGCCCCGGGCCCCGAGCAGCCGCCCCCGGGCGCCUCGCCGCCGCCGCCCGCCAAGGGCCACCCCGGCCCGCCCCAGCCCCUGCUCCCAGGCCAUGCCCUGCAGCGCCGCUGCGAAGCAGCCCCCGCCGCCGGGACCGGCACCGGGCCCGGCUGUCCGCUACUGCCCGACAAGAGCCUGCCCGGGCUGAAGGGGAAGGAGCCGGUGGUCUACCCCUGGAUGAAGAAGAUCCAUGUGAGCACGGUCAACCCCAAUUACAACGGAGGGGAGCCCAAGAGGUCUCGCACUGCCUACACCAGACAGCAGGUCCUGGAGCUGGAGAAGGAAUUCCACUUCAACCGCUACCUGACCAGAAGGCGACGCAUCGAGAUCGCGCACACCCUCUGCCUCUCGGAGCGCCAGGUCAAGAUCUGGUUCCAGAACAGGCGCAUGAAGUGGAAGAAAGACCAUAAACUGCCUAACACAAAGAUGCGCUCCUCAAACCAGUCCACACUGAGCCAGCAGUCCAAAGCACAGACACAGGGCCACCCCCAUCCGCUCGAUGGGGCUACACCCAAUGCAGCCGCGCUAUAAAUACGGCUUUUGGUUUGAGGUUUUUUGUUGUUAUUUUUUUUUAAUAUAUAUAUAUUUACCUAUCUAUUGGGGUUUUCAAACUGCCUCAUGGUGGAGGCUGGCCGUUUGGACCAAACAGUGUAAAACAAAACAGGAGCAGGAAACGAAGACGAAAUGUGCCCAAGAACGGGCACAUGUUUAAACCAAAACCCGGACGAUUGUCUACAUUGUAUAUAGAUAAUGGUUCCAUGCCCAACAUUUUUUUCUAUUUAUGGAAACGCUCUCUUGCCCUCGGUGUAAAAGAGGGCUGGAUGGUGUCAUGGACGAAUUCUCUGUAUCUAAGAUGGACUUUUUCUUUUUUUUUUUCUUUUUUUUUUUUUUUAAAGGGAAAACUUUACAAAUAAAAGACUUUACAAAGUAAAGAGCUCGUGGAACAGUUGUGUAAGGCAUUGACUUGAAUAAUGCUGUUUCAUGGCGUGUUCGUGGAUUCUUCUGUGUGUGUGUGUGUGAGGGUGCACAGGCACAUGUACACACUCACACCAAUAUGGGAGAGACAACGAACACGUCCAUUAGAGGUUAAAGACUUACAAAAAAGUCCUCUUACCCUGUCUAAAGGAAAAUGUUUUAUGUAUCAUAACAAAGGUAACUUAACUGGUUUUAAGUGUAUCCCCCGCAGUAGCUGUGAUCUAUUAGUUUUUCUCCACUUUCCCUAUUGCAUUUAUUUAAAGAAAUAUUGCUAUAAAGGCUGUUGCUGUCUUCAUAUUUGGCACCGUCUAAAUAGUUUGGGUCCAUGUAAAAUUUGUGGAUUUUUGGUGUAAUGUAUAACAGUGCCAAAUGCUGGUAAUAAAGAUUAUUCUGUACAAAAGAAUUAAACGCUUGAAACAAGA
This is a messenger RNA of Pseudopipra pipra, 1913 nucleotides long. It is a transcript of the gene HOXA4, whose product is annotated as homeobox A4. The coding region runs from base 130 to 1047 and encodes 305 amino acids. Gene Ontology annotation, molecular function: DNA-binding transcription factor activity, RNA polymerase II-specific; RNA polymerase II cis-regulatory region sequence-specific DNA binding. Gene Ontology annotation, biological process: embryonic skeletal system morphogenesis; positive regulation of transcription by RNA polymerase II; anterior/posterior pattern specification. The record is from RefSeq and is a predicted model, not a curated record. Gene Ontology annotation, cellular component: nucleus; nucleoplasm. Lineage: Eukaryota; Metazoa; Chordata; Aves; Passeriformes; Pipridae. The transcript has 2 exons.